GCUGAGGCAAGAGCGGCGUGGCCGCAGCGGGACCUCCUCCUUCUUCGCUGGUGCCUCUCUCGGUGCCUCUGUCUCUCUCUCUGCCCUUCGCUGUCCCUCAGUGUCGCAUCUCUCUUGGCAGACUUGGAGUCGGUCCCACCCGGAGGAUCGCAGAGAUGGCGAAGUACACGAGAGGCACCGUGACAGCCUUCGCUCCCUUUGAUGCCAGAGCUGAUGCAGAAGCCCUUCGUAAGGCCAUGAAGGGAAUAGGGACUGAUGAAGAAACCGUGCUGACGAUUCUUGCCACCAGAAAUAAUGCUCAGCGUCAAGAAAUAGCUUCUGCCUUUAAAACCUUAUUUGGCAGGGAUCUUGUGGAUGACCUGAAAUCAGAACUUACUGGCAAGUUUGAAACCUUGAUGGUGUCUCUGAUGAGACCAGCAUAUAUUUUUGAUGCUCAUGCACUGAAGCAUGCCAUCAAGGGAGCAGGAACCAAUGAGAAGGUGUUGACUGAAAUUCUUGCCUCCAGAACACCUGCAGAAGUGCAGAAUAUUAAACAGGUUUAUCAGCAAGAGUAUGAAGCCAGCCUGGAGGAUAAGAUCACAGGAGAAACAUCAGGCCAUUUCCAGAGGCUGCUGGUGGUGCUGCUGCAGGCAAACAGAGAUCCUGAUGUUGGGGUUGAUGAGGCUCUUGUUGAGCAGGAUGCUCAGGUUUUGUUCAGAGCUGGGGAGCUGAAAUGGGGAACGGAUGAAGAGAAGUUCAUCACUAUCCUGGGGACCCGCAGCGUUUCCCACUUGAGGAGGGUGUUUGACAAGUACAUGACCAUUUCUGGCUUCCAGAUUGAGGAGACCAUUGACCGGGAGACCUCUGGUGAUUUGGAGAAGCUGCUUCUGGCAGUGGUGAAAUGCAUCCGAAGUGUGCCUGCCUAUUUUGCUGAGACCCUGUAUUAUUCCAUGAAGGGGGCUGGCACCGAUGAUGACACCCUGAUCAGAGUCAUGGUUUCAAGAAGUGAAGUUGAUCUGCUGGAUAUUAGACAAGAAUUCAGAAAGAAUUUUGCUAAAUCAUUGUAUCAAAUGAUUCAGAAAGACACGUCCGGGGACUACAGGAAAGCGCUGCUGCUCCUCUGCGGCGGGGACGACGACUGACGGGCAGGGACACGCAGCGCUCGUUGUGCUCCAGCUUUGCAGCCCCUCGUUAGCAUGUCUGCCUGAGGUUUUGUAUCUUAAUGCUUUGUGGCUGCUUGAAUUUAUACUAGGAUUGCACUUAGUAAAAAGGAGCGCAUUGUUAUCCCUCCUCUUCUCCACAUCCCAACUUCCAGGAAUUUCAAGUGCCUUUUGUGAUCUCUGCGAGGGUCACCUUCAUGGAAGGUGGGUGCUGAGGACAGAACCCAGUUCUUUACAGGUGUUUUGCUGAAAUAGGAAAAAGUAAUCAUGUAUUUCACAAUAAAUUCAAUAUUAUCCUUUUUUGCUUGUAUUCCUUACAUUUCCACUGAAUGUUAAGCUAGUUCUAACAUGGCAAGGAAAUCCUUUGUAUGUAAUAUUUGAAUGAAUUUUCUGGACAUAUUACAAGCAGUCAUUGGAAAUCUAAAGGACCAAUAAAUCUUUUCCCCUCUCA
This is a messenger RNA of Poecile atricapillus (Black-capped chickadee), 1590 nucleotides long. RefSeq names its product annexin A5 (gene ANXA5). Lineage: Eukaryota; Metazoa; Chordata; Aves; Passeriformes; Paridae. The transcript is spliced from 12 exons. The record is from RefSeq and is a predicted model, not a curated record. Gene Ontology annotation, cellular component: cytoplasm. Bases 156 to 1121 code for a protein of 321 amino acids. Gene Ontology annotation, biological process: negative regulation of coagulation. Gene Ontology annotation, molecular function: calcium ion binding; calcium-dependent phospholipid binding.